Prorocentrum cordatum is the source of this 393-nucleotide messenger RNA. Lineage: Eukaryota; Dinophyceae; Prorocentrales; Prorocentraceae. The record is from the annotation of a GenBank genome assembly.
AUGUUCGAAGCCGUGGUGGUGGCCUGCGGGAGCGUGGAAACAGCUGCCAAGCUGGACAUGGAGAUCAACUCGGAGGUGUACGCGAGCGCGGUGGAUGGAGUCCUGACGAAGGGAUCGUUCGCCUGGAGGCCGAAACUCUGCGCACUGUCCGUCAAUCCCACCAUGUACAACCUGGCAAAGCAGAUAAGCGGCGGAAAGGUUGCCCCGUCCGCCCAGGGAAAGAGGCCGAGCAUCGUGUACGACCACCACCUCAGCAGCGCCGGCCAGGAUGCAGAGGUCCUCGAGGUUGACGACCUCCCCGAGUUGGCCGUGGAAGACGAAGGACUCCGGGGACACGCUCGGGGAGAAGGAAGUCCAGCAUGGGGCGCAUCUCCCUCAUCGAGAGCAGCAUGA